Messenger RNA from Triplophysa rosa, 2177 nucleotides. RefSeq names its product MIF4G domain containing b (gene mif4gdb). Bases 191 to 859 code for a protein of 222 amino acids. Gene Ontology annotation, molecular function: RNA binding; protein binding; translation activator activity. The transcript has 6 exons. The record is from RefSeq and is a predicted model, not a curated record. Gene Ontology annotation, biological process: regulation of translational initiation. NCBI's taxonomy places the organism in Eukaryota, Metazoa, Chordata, Actinopteri, Cypriniformes, Nemacheilidae. Gene Ontology annotation, cellular component: cytosol.
ACAGGUAGAACGUCACGUAGCGAGGUAGUUCCUAGUCAGCGCUUUGCACGCAUGUGCAGUGUUUCACCGAGUGAGAUAUGUGAAUAAAAACUGAUUGUUCACUUCCUUUGAUUUUAAAAGAACUGUCAUGGCUUGUGCAGAGUUGAGCUGAAGAGAAGUUAUUCCCCACCGUCUGUUCAUCCGAAACGCAAUGGAGAACUCAUCCAAAGACGACUACAAGAUCCAGUCGUUUGAUAUAGAGACGCAGACGCUCCUGAAAACAGCCUUGAAUGAUCCGGGGUCAGUUGAUCUGGAGAAGGUCUGCAGUGUUAUAGUGGAGCAGUCUCUGAAGGACCAGAUCUUCAGCCGGGAGGCCGGACGAAUCUGUUAUUCUAUAGUCCAGACAGAAGCCAAACAGACUAAUGGGAGCUCAUUUCGCCGUCACUUGUUGACCCGCCUGCAGCAGGAGUUUAUUGCCAGAGAGGAGACGCGGAGGAGAUCCACUCAACAGUGGGUUUGUCUUGUGUCCUUCAUCUGCAACAUCUUUGACUACCUCAAGGUGAACAACAUGCCCAUGGUGGCUCUGGUUCAGCCGGUGUAUGACUGUUUGUUCAGACUGGCACAGCCGGACGCCCUGAAGAACGAGGAGGAGGUGGACUGUCUGGUAUUACAGUUACAUCGCAUCGGAGAUCAGCUGGAGAAGAUGAACAUGCAGCGCAUGGAUGAGAUGUUUUAUCUUCUGAGGGAUGGAUUUCUCCUGCAGGAGGACUUGAGCUCCAUGGGUCGACUGCUGCUGCUGGAGAUCCUGGAGUUCCGUGCGGGAGGCUGGAUUCUCAGCGACACCGCUCAGAAAUAUUAUUACAGUGAAGUUACAGACUGAUGCCUCCACCAAUAACGAGAGAGAAACAUCAAACAGGAAGACAAAGAAAUCUUAGCAGAUGGAAGGCUUUAUUUUUACGGUUUGGAGAGUCACUAGGUGUGUGAAUUGACGGUAGAGGAUUUAACCAAGGUUAGUUGAAGUGUUCGAGUGCGUUCUAUGGUUUUGAUGGCUGUUUGAGUUCUUACAAAAAGAAGCAAGAUGACACACCUCUGAAGACAUUCCUGUGGUCUGUAAUGAUGUUACAGAGCUAUCCCAGCAUUCCAUAGGACAAACUGUUGGGGUGUACAGUAUUGCUGUUCAUUUAGGAUUAAUGGUUGAAUGUUGUUGAACCACUUUCAAUCUGUUCUCUGGGAAAAAAUAAUAAUUUGUAUCCAAAGUUAGGCAGCUUUGUUCAGCAAAUAAUGUGCCUUUGGUUUAUAUCUUUAUUUAGUCAGAUCUUAAAAUAAAUUGAAAGUGAAUGUGGAGACAUUCGUUUCUUGUUAUAGAAGCUGAAUCAGUACAUCUUCAGUAGGUUUGAUUCACUGAUGUGUACAGGGAUGACAAAAAGAUGUUUUAUAAAAAUAAGUGUUUAGUUCAGUUCUUAUGUUUGUGAACACAGAGGUCUUUAAUAAUAAAAAUGAUACUUCAUUUCAGCUCAUGGAUCUCUGCUGCAGAUAUUUCAAUGCCAAGAACACAAAGGUUUUAAUAUAUUGACAUUUUAUUCCACGGUAACGGCAUAUACCGUCAUACCGCACAGCCCGACUUUUUUAUAAAAAAAACGUGCUGGAUUAAAGCACAACACAUAAUAAAAGUAAGAAGUCUGCAUAAUGUCACUAUUGUAUAAUUUUGUAAAGUUUUAGACUAGUAGGUUUUCAUCAGGUGGUUGACAAUCCACUGGAAAUAGACAUUUUCUAACAGGUGUAAGUAUACAUUAAGAAGUCUUCAAUCAUCGUUGAUUCGCCUUCACGUCAUUCCAAACACACAUGACUUUCUUCUGUGAAACAGAGAUGAUGUUUUCAAACAAUUGAAGUGAAUGGAAAACUAGAGCUGUUACAGUAAUGUGCCAUCUGUGUUAUAGCUUUUUGUAGUGAACAAACUGGAGUUUGUUAAUGGUCACUACAAGUCUUACUUUAGAAAUAUAUAAACAUCCACUUUCAUUGCUGUCUGGACAUUCUGCUAUAAAUAACCUCCUUUGUUUUUGACAGUAGAAGGUCAUAUGGAUUUUAAAUACAUGAGGGUGCGUGAAUAGCAUAUUUCUUAUUUUUCUGGUGUUCAAAAGAUUGGGAUUUGAAGGUAUUGAAGUUUUCCGUUUUCAAAAAAAAAGCCUUUGAUUUGCUGU